Molecule: messenger RNA, 501 nt
Organism: Capsicum annuum
Lineage: Eukaryota; Viridiplantae; Streptophyta; Magnoliopsida; Solanales; Solanaceae
Product: mitochondrial fission 1 protein A-like
Exons: 1
Coding region: 1-498 (165 amino acids)
Biological process (GO): peroxisome fission; mitochondrial fission; autophagy of mitochondrion
Cellular component (GO): mitochondrial outer membrane; peroxisomal membrane
Molecular function (GO): protein binding
Source: RefSeq, a predicted model, not a curated record
AUGGAGGCAAAAAUCAACCAAUUUUUUGGACCAAUUGUUACAUUCAUCAAUGGUGGGGAGCAACUUCCUUGGUGCGACAUUGUUGUUGGCUGUGAGAAAGAAGUUGCAGAUGCUACAACAGGUGCCUCAGAUGAAGGGAAGAACGAGAGUAUUAUGAGGUUAUCGUGGGCGCUUGUUCAUUUUAAACAACCUCAAGAUAUGCAACGAGGGAUCGCUAUGCUUGAGGCUUCUCUUGCCAACUCAAGUAGUCCACUACAGCAGCGAGAAAAGCUUUAUCUUUUAGCUGUUGGAUUUUACAGAAGCGGGGAAUAUUCAAGGAGCAGAGAGCUUACGGAUCAAUGUCUGGAGAUUGCACCGGACUGGACACAGGCAUUGUCGCUUAAGAAGGCUAUCGAAGAUAGAAUCAUUAAGGAUGGUGUCAUUGGUAAAGGAAUCACUCUGAUUACUAUAGGACUCAUUGCUGGUGGGAUUGUAGCAUCGAUGGUCCGAAGAAAAUGAUCU